Molecule: messenger RNA, 1749 nt
Organism: Rotaria sp. Silwood2
Lineage: Eukaryota; Metazoa; Rotifera; Eurotatoria; Philodinida; Philodinidae
Source: the annotation of a GenBank genome assembly
AUGCCAUUUAAAGUUCGCAUCUCAAAAUUUCGUCAUGUAUAUGGUUCACCAUAUCGUGAACAAGAUUGUUAUAAAAAUAUUUCUAUAACACGUAAUGCACAUGAUGGAAAUUAUUGUGCUGUUAAUUCAAAAUUUUUAGCUAUUGUAACUGAAACAUCAGGUGGUGGAAAUUUUCUUGUUAUACUCUUAUCAGAGGUUGGUCGUAUUGAUGUUAAUCAUCCUCGUAUAACAGGACAUCGUGGACCUGUUGUUGAUCUUAAAUUUAAUCCAUUUAAUGAUAAUGAAAUAGCUUCUUGUUCAGAUGAUGGAACAGUUAAAAUUUGGUUUAUACCAAAUGAUGGUUUAAAAAUUGAUACAUAUCAAUGGAAAAUUGAUUUACAUGGACAUCAAAGACGUGUAGAUUAUAUUGAAUGGCAUCCAACAGCAGAAAAUCUUAUAUUAAGUGCUGGUUUUGAUUAUCAAGUUAUAUUAUGGAAUGUUGAAAAAGCUGAACCAAUACAAAUUUAUCGUUGUCAUACAAAUGCAAUACAAUCAAUAACAUGGAAUCGUAAUGGUUCAUUAUUUGCAACAACUUGUAAAGAUAAACAAAUACGCGUUAUUGAAGCUCGAUCAGGUCGAAUAAUUGCUAAUGGUAUUGGCCAUCAAGGUCCAAAAGCAUCAAAAGUUGUUUUUUUAGGUGAUACAAAUCGUCUUUUAUCAACUGGUUUUGGGAAACAAUUUGAACGACAAGUAGCAAUUUGGAAUGCUAAUGAUUUAUCAAAUCCAUUAAUAAUUGAAACAAUUGAUUUUAGUGCCGGUGUUCUUAUUCCGUUUUAUGAUCAUGACACACGAAUAAUUUAUUUAGCUGGAAAAGGUGAUGGAAAUAUUCGUUAUUAUGAAUUGACUGAUCAAAGUGAACCUUAUUUAUAUUGUCUAUCGGAAUAUAAAUCAGCAUCACCACAAAGGUGUCUUGGUGUAAUGCCAAAAAUUGGUCUUGAUGUAACUCGUAAUGAGAUUAUGCGGUUUUAUAAAUUAUUUGCUACUGGAUCUAUGUGUGAACCUAUAUCUAUGAUUGUUCCAAGAAAAGCAGAAACAUUUCAAUAUGAUAUAUAUCCAGAUAUACCUGGACCAUAUCCAGCUUUAUCAGCUGAUGAAUGGAUAUCUGGUAUUGAUCGUGAUCCAAUACUAGUAUCAAUGAAAGAUCGUAUAGAAAAUACAAAUAUGCCAAAAAUUACUACAUAUCGAACAUUUGAUUACACACCUGUUUUUUCAAAUCGUGGAAUAUCACAACGAAUAACUCAAUUACCUAUAGCAGAAGUUACACCUACACUGAAAUCUAAUACUAAUGAUCAAUCAUCAUCUUCUUUAUCAGUAUCAAUUGAAAAAUUACCAGUUGACAUAAAACAGCAAACAAGUCAGACAAGUUUAAGAAAAAUUGAAUCAUUAAGAAUGCCCGCAACAAGUACAGAAUUUCAUUAUAUUAGAGAUAAAUUUCAAAAUCAAGCACGACAAAUACAACAAUUGAAUAAAAAUAAUCUUGAAAUAAAGAAAAAAGUUUGGAGUGUUGACACAAAUGAUAAUUAUUCAUAUAUACAAGAACAACAAAAAAAUGGAAUUGAUUAUCGUCAAGAAUAUCUUAAACAACUAGAAGAAAUUCAAUCAUUACAUGAACUUAUAUCAUUAAAAGAUAAUCAAAUUCGUUCACUUGAAGAUGAAUUACGAUUAUUAAAAAUUGAACCGGAAGUUCAAGAUAAUGAACUAACUACAUAA